ACAACAAAAUUACAAAAAAGAAAAAAAGUCUGAAAAAUUUCAGAAAGAAUUAUAAGAAAGUAGAGAGAGAUCCAGUGUGAGAGAUUUGGUUACGUGUCUGUGUUGUGCAAAGAAUAUUAUAUGAGAUGGCGUUUCUAAUCGCACCAUUUCGAUGCACUACCUCCCAAUUCCAAUUCCACCUCACACUCUCGACCACGCCAAUUAGGUCUACGCUCUCUCCCACUACUCUCUCUCUCUUCCGACCACCCGCGCGGAGUCGACUCAGACUCGGCGUGGUCUACUCAAUGAGUCAACCCGCCUCCUCGGCUUCCGAUUCCAAUCCCCUUCCUUCACAAAACGACGACGUCGCGAAGGCCGAGAGCUCUGACGUUGUGGUACAGUACGUGGUUCUUAGGCGAGACCUGAUCGAUUCGUGGCCGCUGGGAAGCGUGGUGACUCAGGGCUGCCAUGCCUCCGUGUCUGCCGUUUGGUCACACAGAGAUGAUCCUGACACCGUCCAGUAUUGUAGCCCUCAGAAUAUAGAUUCAAUGCAUAAGGUUACUCUUGAGGUGAAAGGAGAAACCCAAAUCUUGAACUUGUCAGAAAAGCUCAAAGCCGGUGGAAUAGCACAUAAAUUGUGGAUUGAACAACCUGAAAACAUCCUGACAUGUCUUGCUACAAAACCUUACCCCAAGUCCUCAGUAUCAUCCUAUUUCAAAAAGUUGAAACUCUAUGGUUGAAUUGUAAACAAAAUAAACACUGCAGGGAAGAAAGUGAAAAUCAAUUAAAUGAUUCAUUUUCGGGGAGGGCUAUAAGUGUCCUAUUUAUUCUGCACCACUGAGAAAGAAUCCUUUUUCCAUAUCAUCUUUAGACCCAAAAAAAGAGAAAAAAACGAAAAAAAAGGAAAACAAAAAACAAAACAAAAAAAGAA
This is a messenger RNA of Ziziphus jujuba (common jujube), 910 nucleotides long. RefSeq lists its product as uncharacterized. The record is from RefSeq and is a predicted model, not a curated record. The transcript is spliced from 3 exons. Lineage: Eukaryota; Viridiplantae; Streptophyta; Magnoliopsida; Rosales; Rhamnaceae. The coding region runs from base 126 to 719 and encodes 197 amino acids. Gene Ontology annotation, molecular function: peptidyl-tRNA hydrolase activity.